AUGAGAAUCUUCGGUGUCCCAUUAUUAUGCGGGACUUUGUUUUCUUAUUUUCGCAUUGUGAAGUCAUCACUCGUCACAUUUCCAUCUGUUGUCAUUCCAUUAAGCGAUAUCUUCGAUAACCAAGCUGCUUCGCUAGAUGGCACCACCGGCAACUUCGAUGGGAAUGGCGCCACAUAUGCAGCAGAGUACCUACCUGAGGGCCCGCGGUUGUAUAAUGGAAUCUCAGUGAGGAUCAUGAUGACGUUUCGUCUAUUCACUCAGCAAUCUUCAGUAUGA
Molecule: messenger RNA, 276 nt
Organism: Suillus fuscotomentosus
Lineage: Eukaryota; Fungi; Basidiomycota; Agaricomycetes; Boletales; Suillaceae
Exons: 1
Coding region: 1-276 (91 amino acids)
Source: RefSeq, a predicted model, not a curated record